Messenger RNA from Colletotrichum scovillei, 6426 nucleotides. RefSeq lists its product as uncharacterized. Bases 1058 to 5554 code for a protein of 1498 amino acids. The record is from RefSeq and is a predicted model, not a curated record. Lineage: Eukaryota; Fungi; Ascomycota; Sordariomycetes; Glomerellales; Glomerellaceae. The transcript has a single exon.
CUUAUUGCUACGUAGCUGUAGCUUCCAUCUCUCUUUCUUUUCUUAUUUUUGCCUCAUCCCAGUGCUCCUUGUUCCUUGUCAAGCCCUCUUGCCACGCUGCUUCACCUUAGAUCUAUCUACCCGUCGUCUCCCAUCUCCAUAUUCCUAUCCGCCCACCCUCAUUCUCACUCAUCCAUCUCCGCAUCUCGACUCACAACUUAUCUCGACGACAACUCCCACUUAGCAAACCGGCGCAACACGGCCCAACUAGGCUCUCUUCCCACGAAACGACAGAUCACUUUCAACCUCUCUUGUCACCGUCAUCCCUCUGUCACAAGAAGAGGGCUGGCUCAUCUCUGCUCAGCGGCGCCAAGGUACUAUCUAUCUGCCUCUCUGUCUGCCUGUCUAGACUCUAGGCGCGGCCUUUUCCCCCACCAUCUUUGAGACCCCUCUGAACCCCUCCACCACCACUACAACCAUCCCGACCGAAUCGGCUCUCCCACGGCAGCCGCGCAACCUCGCACCACCCCACCACUUCACACCCUCACUAUCACAACCCGGAAUCCAUCCCCCUUCUUCCGCGCCAGCCUUCCUUGUAAACAAUUUUUCUUCUCUCCUCACUUCUGUUUACGACCCUUCCGAGAGAAUCAUAACUUCACAUCUGCUGUGCCGCCCUUAAUCAUCCAUCUUCCCCAUAUAACACUUCCCUACAGUUCUUGGCCGGGCCUAAUCUGAAGUCCCAGAUCAAGGAAGCCAUCCCUCUGGGACCAUUAUCUGUAUCUCUACCUUUCUGUUAGUCAGCCGCAUCCGAAACCAGUAUUCGUUCUCUGGUCUGCGAACUUCGUUCUGACCUGUCGGACAGCAUUAGUCUCCGAGAAACACCACAUCGGAUCAACAUUGGAUUUUAACCGAGGUCGAAGCACCAGGUUACUCUCGCCGCCGCCUCUUUGCCUCUGAGAGCACCAUAGCUGACUUGAAGCCAGAAGUAUAGACAUAAUUGUGGGCAAAGACAUGAGAUAGUAAGGUUGCUGGAUUAUGGUGGACAGGCCCAGAGGUUUCCUCUCAAACCCGGGAUAUCAUGGCAACCCGACGCGCGGCGUUAGGCUUGCCGAGCCGCCCAGAUGAACAGAUACGAGCAAGAAGGGCCGCUGCCGCCGGAUACAUCGAUCAGAGCGAGGACUUGCAGAGCACCCCUCGGAGGAUCCGCAGAGAAGGAGAGAACAUUCGGAUCGCCAUUCAACAACCAGUGCAGACCAAACCUGCACCGAUGCCCUCGACGGCCUCCUCGCGGCGACCAUCCAUUCCGAUGCCUUCUACCCGGCCACCUUUAACCCACCAGACCCAGUCAUGGAGUUCUAACAGCACGGCUGCCGAGAGACCCAGCCAUGCUCCGACCAUGUCUGGCUCAUCGACAUCUGGCCAGUCUCAAUUGAGCGUUGCCAAGCCGAAACGCAACGUACUGCGGAGAAAGCAGUCGUCUGUCACCCCAAAGACACCAAGCCUACGUCACGAUUCGAACAACACCGAUUCAACCCGAGGAAGCUCAUCUUCUUCAGUUCCACGAUCCCGGUCUUCUCUGGAACCCGCCCCCUAUCACCUUGACCGCGGCAUGACCGAGAGCCCAACCGAGAUUCGCAUCGCACACGUUAUCGAUCUACCCAAGACCCAGGCGCAACCUGUAACGAUUUAUCCCGAGCUUGAUCGAUAUAGAGAGAUCUAUGGACGACCCUCCACGUCUUCAGAGGGAUCUAGCGUUGAUUUCCUCCACAGGCUGGCUACGCACGACCUCCCACCCCCGACUCCCGUCUUCUCCGGCACCAGCAGCCAGUUGAGUGCUUUCAGUGGCAGCCCUUCCACCAGAUUCUCUGAAUCAACUAGCCCGGGUCCAUACAGCCGUGAUACCACUCCUACCUCCAUGUCGUCACAAUCGCCAGGACUGGUGGUUCCGAUGCGACUUCCUGUGCCCAGAGUGAGGCAAGUGAGUCCGGCAGUAACACGGCCACCAGUCGCCCGGAGAAGAGCCGGCAGCAUACCGAAUGAGAUGGAAGCGUUUAGCGCCGACCCCCAAGGGCUUGCCGCGGUACGCGAGUCUUUGACAUCGUCAUCGUCAAACUCGACAGUUCGAGAAGGAGACCGCAAAGAGUCCAAAAAGAAGAAGAGGUUGUCGCCUCUACCUCCGAGCCCACCGCCACGCAAGUCGUCCCAGAAGUUUACCAAGGAUCAAGACAAUGACGAGUCUCCAUCCAAGGCCUCACGAGAGUCGGCUAUGCCAGUCAUGACAGCCCCGUCACCCAUUCAAUCUCCCCCACGAAGAACACCAGCUGCUUCACCCAGGGCAACCCCCCCUGCUCGCCCCAGCCGAGACAACACCCCGGACCUGCAAUCCCAGCUGUUUGGUCCCUUGCCCAUCAUCCACAGCAAUCUAUCUUCAUCUUCCUUGUUAGGCGACAAACGUGGACCGGAGCUGCAGCCAUUGUCACGAUCAACGACUCCCCUGUCAUACCCAGAUAACCCUCAGCAAACCUCCCGUUUGCCGGUCGGCAGGGAGGCUACACCGGCCCCGCGCUCAGCAAAUGCCGUGGACACGAAGAAGAAGAACGACAGAACCGUCACUCGUACCCCGAGCCCCGGUACAUCGACCUUUUCUCGGUUUCCCUUCUUUGGGCGGCGGUCCAAAACAGCGCCGGAGGUUCCUCAAGUCGACAAGAAGGACAAACCAGCUCGUAAGGGGCCAGCCGCCGGCACUGGGCAUGAAGGUUACGGACGCCUGGGUGGUCUCCGAAGGCGAAGUGGAAGUUCAUCGACCAACUUAGCCCGCCCCAGUCUAGGACCCGGUUCCUCUCAAGACAGCCUCAGCAGCAACCAGCCAACUGAUCCUUUCCUUCUGGAGCGGAUGAACCCCGUCAUCAUUUCCGGUGGAGGGCUUGUCGACAACAGAAACAACAGCGUAGACUUGGUUCGUUCAGAGAGCUAUCAGAGCCUUGGAUACGCCUCUGAGGUGUCCACAACUUCCAGCAUUGGGCGAAGCCUAGCCCCAUCAGCCAUUCCUCGAGGUGGUCCUCAUCCCUCCCUCAGUCGUCGCCGUCCUUCCGACAGUAGCGAUUCCGAGGCAGUGACUAUGAAGCCCACGUUGGCGUUCAGGCGAUCCGUUCAGCGUUUGCGUUCGUCUCCGGACCAGAGCCCACUGAAGCUCCCUCAGCCCAUCAACACCACUGGGAUUACGUCGCCGUCGAUUAACAGCCAUGAUACAAGCAUUCUUACGGAUGAUUCGCAAUUCGAAAUGCAUAGAGAGGUCAUUCGUGGCCGCAUUGCCGCAGCCACUGCGACCACACCGAAGAAGCUCACCAAGCGUACACGCUCUCCAAGGAAGUGGAAUCUCUUCAGCCGAUCCCAGAGCCAGCCGAACACCAAGAAGUCAGAGAAGGAUGCUGUGCCAGUCGCUGCAACCGUGAAAGUAGUACAGCACAAGCCGGCUGCAUUUUACACUCUGAUGGACGGUUCCGAGCAGGAAGACAUUGGUACUCCAGACGUCGAGGAGAUCCUUCGCGAGGCUGAAGUCUUUGAUCUUCCAUCCCCUCCGCCUGUUCUGAAAGAGAGACGAACAUCCUCUGCAAGUCAGACCAACAGGAGAGAAUCCUUGAGCAGACUUUUGCAGCCAACCAAGUCAUCGCAAGCUCGGAGAAACUCGGCGACCGCAAAGUCAACUUCAAUCCCAGCGAUUCGGUCCAUGAAGCCUACCCACGCACCUCAGUCUAGUGUUUCGAAGCCAGCUGAACCGCGCCCAAGUCGCCUGCCUCAAGUUGGCCGGAUCCCCAAGGUCGUAACCUCUCGGCCAGAGCACACCUCGUCGAGAAGCUUCUCUCGGCCUUUCAACAGAAUCAGCAUGCAGAUGCCGCCGCAAGCCGCAAGCUUCAACCCGGAUUUUGUUGCUUCGGGUGCGACCCCAACCCCAGAGCUAUCCACGCCCGAACUGUCUCGUGGAGAAUCUGCGGCGACUAGCGACAAGACCAAUUCGGACCCUCGCUCUUCUCUUGUUCCCGUCAAGACGCCUGAAAUGAUUCAAAUCGGUAGAGAGUUUCUGGCGUUUUCUCCUCGAAAGAACUCUGAGUGCACCACAAGCACUGAUUCCAGCAGCCUCGGCAUGUACACACUUGCAGAUGCCAUGGCUUACGUGCCCGAUCCGAAUGCACCUCUUGUUGAGGACGAGAUCUGGGACGAGUACAACGAUCUGAUUGGCGACGUGCCACCAUCUGCAACCUCAUCAAAGGGCGCCCCGUUCUAUCUCGAGACCCACGGCUCGCGAAUGUCAAAGAGGUCUUUGAAGCCUCUCGAGUCUCCUACCAUUGCGCCGCCAUCAAAGACUUUGGAGAAAAACGUCGAGGUCGAAGUUGGCACUACAACGUCUAGUGUCUAUUCCGCCGAUAUGACCGAGCGUCUCAAGGCUGCCUUUGCAUUGAAGCCUGAGGGAGAAAUCCUUGUACCUGUUGGCGAGAUCCCUGCUAGAGUCAUUGACCGCGAGAGCACUGAGCUAGCACGUAAGGCGACGGCCGCGUCUCAGAGAAGUAGCGGCUCGUCUCGCAGAUCAAGACAGUCCGACUGCAGCUGCAAGUCUUCCGAGGAUGAGUCGCCGCUUUCUCAAGUCAACCUUCGUGUCGGUUCGAUGACGGUCAGCAAGUGGUUGUCUUUUGGUCAUGUGCUCUUCAGCCCAGCCCGGGACCAGCUUCUGGACGUUGUCGGCUCGCUGAAGCGUCAUUCUAUUCUCGUUGUUGAUGGCCUUGGUAACGAUGACUGGUCGUUUUACGCGGCAGAGACAUACCCUGCUGCUACCUUCUUCAACCUGUCACCCCGUGCGCCGUUGCCAGAGGAGCAUAAGAACUCGUCAAGCUUCCCAUUGAGCCCGCCAAACCACCAUCAGAUUCAAUACCUCUCCCAGAUGGACAAGUUUCCCUUUGGCGCAGAGAGCUUCACCUCGGUGGUCUUCCGCUUCCCUGCAGCCGCGCUCGAGUCUCACUACCGGAACAUUGUUUCGGAAGCACGUCGAGUUCUCAAGCCGGGUGGCUACCUGGAGCUCUCAAUCCUUGACGUUGAUCUCAAUAACAUGGGCAACCGGGGCAGACGUACCGUCCGCCGACUGAAAGAACGCAUCCACGUCAACAACUCGGAAGUCAGCAUUGGCUCGUCCUCUGACCUCAUUCUACGCCUCCUCGGGCGCAAGGGCUUUUCCGAUGUCAAAAACUGCCGCGUCGGCGUGCCGGUGGCGAGCGUUGUGACUCGAUCGGAGAGCGGCAGCAAGAAGCCACCCGUCGCUGGCGCCCGGAAGGCCAAGGAAGUUCGCAGCCUUGCCGAGAUGAUGAAUGAGGACGGCGAUUCCGCCGAUGAGAACAUCACCAAAAUGGUGGCCAAGGUGGGCCGGUGGUGGUACAGCCGCUGUUAUGAGAGCGCAGCUGGGACUAUCAGCAAGAGCAUCUGGUCUGAUCGUGCGUUGCUUUCCGAGUGCGAGGAGCUUCGAACAAGCUUCAAGCUCAUGGUUUGCUACGCACGUGUACCGGAUAGGGCGCGAACCGCAAGUAUUUGAGUCUUUCAAGUCUCUUCAUUCCUUGUUUGCUUCAGCCUGGUUUCCUUACUGUCCUCAUUUCCUACCACAACGUACAUGACCCAUUCCAACGUAUCUUUAUUACAAGGGCAUCAUUAUGGGAGAUUCGGAACGGAAGAGCAAGCAUCACAAGAUCCAAGAGGGCGCAAGCCCAUGAUCGACUCUACCCCACAGUGGCUGAGUCUUUACCCCCUUUUACACAACGAAGCAGAGCAGCCGGUGAACACAGCACGGCGUUUGCGAGAGGGCUCAUCUGACCCAUUCAUCCUUGGCUGAGUGGGCAUGGAUAGCCUCCUCAUCAUCCCUUACUAUCAUAUUUCCUUACUAUCUAUACGCAAGCCAUCACUGGCGAAAUAUGUAACACAUAGUAUUGGGUCUCGAAACCCGUGGUCCUGUAUUUGUCGACUGGCUGUGCCAUGGCGAGAACGCCCCUUUCUCUUCUCUCAUCCAUCACUUUCACCACAAAAGCAAAUGGCGCGAUAUUAAUAUUCUCUUUCUACAACCUCAUCAGCGAUAGGACACUCUUUGGGAGCGGAUUAGCAAGGAAAGCUGGACUGGACUGAACUUGGAACGCAGUAUGGGUGCGAAUAAUGUGAUGGCUGAGCCGUUGCGCUUCUCUUUUGGGUUGUCUCUCUUUCUUUCUCGCUCAACCGGAGCGCUGGGUUUUGGGACGUGGUAUCAUGACAAGGAACGAAACGAGAGAGACAAGAGGAUGAAAAGCGUGGUGGCUCGAGGGCCAACAGGAGAGGAGGAAAUUGGCAACGAGAGUACGACAUGAUGAAUCAUGUUGGAUGUCUGGACUGUCCUUGAAGCGUUUUGCAUGGCACGAGAUACCCCAAUCUUUUGGUAGCGGA